AUGGCGCACGGAGACUGCACAGAGAUAUCGGCGCUGUGCCCGGUCGGCGCCACAGUGCUGGGAUAUUAUCCCAAUCUGGGAUCGGGCAUCUUUUUCGCCAUUGUGUUUGGCAUCUUGACAGUCGGCUCUCUUGUUCUGGGAAUAUGGAAGAAGACGUAUACAUAUGCGAUCGGCCUGUCCAUCGGUCUACUACUUGAAAUGCUUGGCUACAUUGGUCGCAUCCAGCUCAACUCCAACCCCUGGAACAGCGGUGCUUUCCAACUGCAGAUCUGCGCCAUCAUCCUCGCACCCACCUUCAUCUGCGUCUCCAUCUAUCUCACCCUCAAGCACGUCGCCCUCAACCUCAACUCCGCCGUCUCCCGCAUCAAGCCCCGCUGGUACCCCAUCAUCUUCCUCCCCGCCGACCUGAGCUGCCUCAUCGUCCAGGCCAUCGGUGGCGGCAUCGCAGCUGCUGGCGGCGACACCAACCCCAAGCUGACCGAGUCCGGAAACCGUGCCAUCAUUGCCGGCGUUGCGCUGCAGGUCGUCGUGCUCAUCGCCUUUGGAGUCCUCAGCACGGAUUACUAUGUUCGCGUGAGGAAGUACAUGACUCUCCCGGAGGCCCAGAACACGGAUGGAUGGAAGCUGUGGCACGACGGCAACUUUAAGAAAUUCCGCUAUGCCAUCUCUACUGCUUACUUUGUCAUCUUGAUCCGAUGCAUCUACCGUAUUGCUGAAAUGGCCGGCGGCUGGGGCAACAAAAUCAUGCAAGACCAGCCCAGCUUCCUCGUCCUCGACAGCACCCUCAUCUUCGUCGCCACUUUCCUGCUCGUCGUCUUCCACCCAGGCAUUUACUUUCCGCACAUGCGCCGAGACCGCCAAAAGUCCCUGCGACCCGCCGAGGAGAUUAAGCUGGAAAACGGCUUGUCGUCCACCGAGGGCAUCAAAGUGGCUGCGUAA
Messenger RNA from Trichoderma atroviride IMI 206040, 939 nucleotides. RefSeq lists its product as uncharacterized. The record is from RefSeq and is a predicted model, not a curated record. Gene Ontology annotation, cellular component: plasma membrane; fungal-type vacuole. NCBI's taxonomy places the organism in Eukaryota, Fungi, Ascomycota, Sordariomycetes, Hypocreales, Hypocreaceae.